GGCUGACGCGCGGCUGCUACACCAUAAUUACAAUUACCAACCACAGCUCUCCAGAGACUUCUGGUGCAUUCUUACUAUUUCUUUAUGGUUGCGUAAAUGUCUUGCUGGCUGAAAGAUAGGUAGGUUGUGUUUCGUUAUUCAUUUUUUGCCUCCGCUAGUCUCAGUGUUGCAUUUACGCGGUCAUUGCUUGCCUCGAGGUGUGGUGGUCUCGGGGAAAGGUAUAUAUUCUCUGAUCUUGCUGUUUGUUUUUUCUAUCUCUUUAUUCUACAUCAUCAUCAUCAUCAUCAUCAUCAUCAUGGAUUUUAAUAAUCAAAACAACCAUCAACAAGCAGGUCCCUUUUGGGAUUUUGUACGCUCAAUGCAACAAAACUCUGGAACGGGUGUUGACCAACCUUCCCAAGAGUUCAAUAUGUGGGGCUCGUCAGAAGGACCUCAUGAACAUCGUGGAAAUCAUAGUCCUAGAGGGGCUCAUGGUUUUUAUGAAUUUGGUCCAUUUGGCUUUCCUUUCGGUGGAGCAGGACCAUUUGGUAGAGGUGGGUUCGGACCCAGAGGAGAUCAUCGAGGACGUCGCUCUUUCUCCCCUCGCGGAGACGGAGAACAUACCGAUGGAGAAGGCAGAGACGGAUUCCGAGGAAAUCGUCAUCACGGUAAAGGCAAAAGCAACCGUAGAGGCGGAGAAGAAUCUGGGGAGGAAACACCUACUUCAGACGCAGAGGCUGGAGAGGGCUCUUCAAGACCAUAUCGUGGCCCCCGAGAUUGCAAAGGCAAGAAGGGAAAUUACCGCGGAGAGGGUGAGAAUUUCGAUGAAGAAUUAUCGGAUGUUGAAGCAAGAGAAGGAUCACAAGGCCAGGAGUCGCGCCGAGGACCUAAAAACCACGGACGCCAUGGACCAGGUAGCAGAGGAGGAUGGGGUGUUCGAGGUGCAGGCAGAUGUGGACCACAUGGUGCACAUCACGGCCGAGGAGGGCCUCAUGCUUGGGGUGGACCUCACGGGCAUCAUGGAAGACGCGGCCCACCUCCAUUCGCCAGCCCAGGUGGCCCAUUCGAUUUUAGUGCAAUGAUCCAAGCACUUUCUUCUCACCCAAUCGCACAGGCAUUUGGUAUUCCUACAGCUCAGCGCUCUGGCGAAACACUGGUCCCCGAAGAUGUUGACGCAGAAAACUCCUUUGUUCCUCCUAUUGACGUUUUCACCACUGAAGAUGCAUAUGUUCUCCACAUUGCACUCCCGGGUGCCAAGAAAGAAGAUGUAGGUGUACACUGGGAUGCCGAGAAAGGAAUAUUGAGCAUGGCAGGUGUGGUGUACAGACAAGGAGAUGAAAAAUUCUUGGAGAGUCUCACCAAGAAGGAGAGAAAGGUGGGUGCUUUCGAGCGCACUAUGAAAUUGCCUCUCAACGAAGAGGAUAAAUCAGAAAUCGAUGGUGAUAACAUCACCGCCAAAUUGGAAGAUGGUGUCUUGGUCGUUACCGUGCCAAAGUUGGAGAAAGAAGAAUCUUGGACUGAGAUCAAGAGAGUCGAUAUCAAUUGACUGGAUUUGGAUAAUAAUAUGGGGUCUGUUCGGGUCAGCUGGGAGAGUUAAUUUCGCAUCGUUUUUGUUUCAGGUUUUCCUCUUUCUUAAUAGUUGGGGUUUGAAUUUUGGCAUCGGUAUCUUGGUUUAGUAUAGUUACCAUAAAGAGUCUCUCAUGACUAGAAAAUAACCAAAAAAAUGCCACUUGGCAAUAUAUAUAA
This is a messenger RNA of Sclerotinia trifoliorum, 1725 nucleotides long. The record is from the annotation of a GenBank genome assembly. NCBI's taxonomy places the organism in Eukaryota, Fungi, Ascomycota, Leotiomycetes, Helotiales, Sclerotiniaceae.